Hypoxylon trugodes is the source of this 1360-nucleotide messenger RNA. RefSeq lists its product as uncharacterized. NCBI's taxonomy places the organism in Eukaryota, Fungi, Ascomycota, Sordariomycetes, Xylariales, Hypoxylaceae. The record is from RefSeq and is a predicted model, not a curated record. Bases 113 to 1141 code for a protein of 342 amino acids. The transcript is spliced from 2 exons.
UAAAAUAUGUUACUAGGUAGAACCUAGAUUCUUCAAGGAUUUUCUCAGACGCCACGCGGUGACACGACACCAUCAACUCUAUCUGCUCACCAUUAGUUGAGAGGAAGACAACAUGAAACUAGUUCACAUCGACUACAAGACGGUCACUGGAGAUGUCUUCACGCCGGAAGACUCGCCGAGACCCUCCGACCGCAAUCCAUCUCAAAGGUUCAAUUCGUUUUUCGACUACCCCGCUGAAGAACCUCACGCAAUAGUACCUUCUGGGAUCCCAUGCUCCUUCAAAAGAUGGUCCCCCUUAAUCCUACGUACCCGUGGACUUUCCUCAUCGGUUGUUCAGACUGUCACCCUUUCCUAUUUGCAACAGCACUUGCUGCUAGGACAUGCCAGGUCACUUCCUUCUUCCCAUUUAACCGGAAAUAAUAUCGACAAGGACGUCAUGACCUCUUUCGCCCACCUCCGAUUUCCUCCCGAAGGAAUCUUCAUGCGCGUACUCGCAUAUCCACCGAAAGAUGAAGCCCACGCGUUCCCGUUAUUCACAGCUAAGGGGGUUAUUGAUCAUCUAAUUUCCUUAGAAUGGACACACCGCACCCUUUCCAACUCACUAGAGCCCCAUAAGGAAAGACUCGACGUCUACGACCCAUCCGGACUCAGCCUAGAAUCAUUCGAGCUUGUCCGAAACGGCAGAGAAGACAUCGAGUUAAUAUUUGUGCCUUUUGACCAUCGCGCAAGUCUCUCACGUCGAUACCGCGUCUUCUGUCCCCCAGCCCGGUUUGCGUCGCAAUCCUACAUAUCGGCUAUUAGUCAAUACGACUGGCGUCGACCGUGGUUCCUCGCGAGCAAUAAUGGUCUGGAUAUGGCUAGAGCUGCGGAAAAGAUUACCCGCGAGUGUGACAAGCUCCGCGAGAUGAUUGUUGGGGAGCUUAAUCUGAAUAAUUGGAUGGACAAGGGUAUGCUCAGUCAAGGCUUUACUUUCGACGUCCUGUUUGAUGAAGAGAGGGAUGUGUUCCAGCUCAUUGAACUCGAUACGUUCGGUACUCGGUCAGCCUGCGGCUCAUGCCUUUUUCACUGGGAGGAUGAUGCGUACGUGCUCCACUUCCCCGGUAGCGGUACGGAAAACACGGAGUUCAGGGUCACGUAUUAAGGGAGUAGGGCGCUGGAUUCGACCAGUUGCUUCUGGUAGUUUCCUUAUAAGGGUCGUACGGCUUUGGCAUUUGCUUAAGGGAAAGAUACCCCUGAGAUUUCAUGGCGAUGAGUUUCACCCUAUAACUAAGAAAUAAGUGGGUAUCGCUGCCCCUAUUCGCUAGUUUUCGCGGUCUAUUCUAUAAGAGCUCUCAAUAGUAAUGCGCAGUCUUUCACCGGG